CCCCACCAACCGACGAGCGCGCCGAGGCCAAAGCCCGACGAGCCGAGGCCCGCGGGCGGAAGCGCUUCGCAUCUGUGACGAACCGAAGCGGCCCGAGCAACUCCGGCAGCCCGGCAGCCGCGCCGCCAACCAGCAAUCACGAUGGCAGCGGUCGGAGAGGAAAAAGGAGAGGACGCUCCGGUCGAGGCCCAAAAGUGGGAGGUCCCCGAGCCCAUGGAGAGCUGCUUGCGGAGCAUGGAGACGACGCACCGGACCAUUCUCAUGCUGCGGUGCAAAGUAGUUGUUGUGGGCGACGCCACAGUAGGAAAAUCAGCGCUCAUCUCCAUGUUCCACAGCGGCGGCGCCAGUUACCCGAAGCAGUACGUCAUGACGUCCUGGGUCGACUUUCGGGUCAAGCAGGUGGACAUUCCCGACACGUCGACGGCGGUCGAGCUUUAUUUGUUUGACUGCGCCGGAGACCCCGUCUUCAACCAGGUCGAGGAGAACGCGUCGCAGUACGACCAGGCCGGGUUCUUAUUUGUCGUGUAUGACGUGACGAAGGAGGAUUCGUUUGCGUCGUGUGCGAAGUGGAUCCAGGGAGUCAGGAAAGGGCGGGAGGACAGGUUACCGGGAGUGUUAGUUGCCAAUAAGAUCGACUUGGAGGAAAGGCGAGUCGUUGAUGAGCAAAGGGGCCGCGACUUCGCCAAGGAGAACGGCCUCGUGUACUUCGAGACGUCGGCUUUGCAAGGGAACUACGAAGGGCCGUUCAGACAUGUAGCUAUGGAGUUCGCGAAGAAGUACGAGGAGACCGUCGCGCGCGCGGAGGACGCCUAAGUAGUCUUAUGCUGGGG
This is a messenger RNA of Pelagomonas calceolata, 830 nucleotides long. NCBI's taxonomy places the organism in Eukaryota, Pelagophyceae, Pelagomonadales, Pelagomonadaceae. The record is from the annotation of a GenBank genome assembly.